Lotus japonicus is the source of this 1151-nucleotide messenger RNA. RefSeq names its product probable aquaporin PIP2-2. Bases 85 to 954 code for a protein of 289 amino acids. Gene Ontology annotation, molecular function: water channel activity. The transcript has 4 exons. The record is from RefSeq and is a predicted model, not a curated record. Gene Ontology annotation, biological process: transmembrane transport. Lineage: Eukaryota; Viridiplantae; Streptophyta; Magnoliopsida; Fabales; Fabaceae. Gene Ontology annotation, cellular component: plasma membrane.
AUUCAGAUAGAGCUCAUUCUCUGUGCAAGCUUUAUCUGAGAGAAAAACACUCCACUCUCUGUUCUUCUUCUUCCUCCUCCUCCCAUGGCGAAAGACAUCGAAACCGAAGCACCGCGAGGUGAUCAGUUGGCACACAAGGACUACCAUGACCCACCACCAGCACCGCUCUUCGACACCACCGAGCUCACCAAGUGGUCCUUCUACAGAGCCCUCAUCGCCGAGUUCGUCGCCACCCUGCUCUUCCUCUACAUCACCGUCCUCACCGUCAUCGGCUACAGCAGCCAAACCGACCCCGCUAACACCACCGACCCUUGCGGCGGCGUUGGCAUCCUCGGCAUCGCUUGGGCCUUCGGCGGCAUGAUUUUCAUCCUCGUUUACUGCACCGCCGGCAUCUCAGGGGGUCACAUAAACCCGGCGGUGACGUUCGGUUUGUUCCUGGCGAGGAAGGUUUCACUGGUCAGAGCUUUGUUCUACAUGGUGGCUCAGUGUUUGGGAGCCAUAAGCGGUGUUGGGUUGGUGAAGGCUUUUCAGAAAAGCUACUACAACAGGUACCAUGGCGGUGCAAACAUGCUUGCUGAUGGCUACUCCAAGGGAACUGGUUUGGGCGCUGAGAUUAUCGGCACCUUUGUCCUUGUCUACACCGUCUUCUCCGCCACCGAUCCCAAGAGAAACGCCAGAGAUUCCCAUGUUCCUGUUUUGGCACCUCUUCCAAUUGGGUUUGCAGUGUUCAUGGUUCACUUGGCCACCAUCCCCAUCACUGGAACCGGAAUCAACCCUGCUAGAAGCUUCGGAGCUGCUGUCAUAUACAACAACGAGAAGGCAUGGGAUGACCAGUGGAUCUUCUGGGUGGGACCUUUCAUUGGUGCUGCUAUUGCUGCAAUCUACCACCAGUACGUGUUGAGAGCUCAAGCGGCGAAGGCUCUAGGUUCUUUUAGGAGCUCCGGCCACCUGUAAUGUUGUGCAGCCAAGCAGCUACAAUGAGUGCUUAAUUGUAUGAUUUAUUAUUGGUGGAUUGGAAUUUGUAUAUCGAUCCUAAUCACCGUGUAUUUUACUAUUUUCGAAAGACAUGUUCUUGUUUGUUAAUUGAUUUAUGUAUUUUUAAGUGUCAACAUUUGAAAUGUGCACUCAUUGAUCAAUGCUCUGUUUUGCUA